AUGACCACGGUCAUACCGCGUCUCUCCUCGCCCACUCGUCGCCGCUGGUGGGAGCUCAUAUCCACCCAAGGAGUGGGCCGCUCGGUGCACGUGUUGCCUCGAGGCAAGCUUUGCUGCCGCCUCACACACCGUGAAAGUCGCGCCGCCAUAACCGGCCUCGAAGAGAAUGGCGGCGGUUCCUCGAGCAAGACGCAACGGCUGGCCAUAGUGGACUCCAGCAAGACGGGCCAAGCCGCGUCUGGGCUAAGGGGCUUGAGAAACAAAAGAAGCCCUCUCCGGCAACCGCCCGGCCAUGCUUCGACCCGCACCAUUCUUGGCCAGAGCUCGGAUCUCCCGAUCCGGGCACGCUUUGCGCCGUCGCCCACGGGUUAUCUGCACCUGGGAUCCCUCAGGACCGCUCUCUUCAACAACCUGGUCUCCCGCGCUUCCAAGGGCGGUGCCUUUGUUCUCAGGAUAGAAGACACAGACCAGAGCCGUCUUGUUGAAGAUGCCGAGGAGCGCGUCAUCCAGGACUUGGAAUGGGCAGGAUUGUCGUGGGAUGAGGGCCCUGACCGGGGCGGUCCGCAUGGCCCCUACAGGCAGUCUGAACGACUUCCCAUCUACAGGCAUCAUGUCCAGAAGCUAGUUGACACUGGCCACGCCUACCGCUGCUUCUGCACCUCGGAGCAGCUCGAAUCUCAGAAGCGUCGGCUCCAUGAUGCGGGCAAGCCGACAAUCUAUCCAGGCACCUGCCGUUCCAUCGAUAGGCCCGAAUCCGACGGCCGUGCUUCCAAGGGAGAGCCUCAUGUGGUACGCUUGAAGGGCGAUGCCUUUGGGCGACCCAAGUUCCGAGAUGCCAUCUACGGUCAUUUUCAGAAGAAGAAUCCCGAGGACGACUUUGUCAUCCUAAAGACGGACGGCUUUCCUACCUAUCACCUAGCGAAUGUGGUUGAUGAUCACUUGAUGGAGAUAACUCAUGUCAUCCGCGGCGAGGAGUGGCUCAUCUCGACCCCGAAGCAUCUUGCGCUUUACCAGGCAUUCGGUUGGCAUCCUCCUACCUUUGCUCAUCUCGGCCUCCUCGUGAAUCCGGAUGGAACCAAGCUGAGCAAGCGCAACGACAGCGCCAGCCUUUCCAAAUACCAGCAUGAUCGUGUCUUUCCCAUGGCCUUUCUUUCCUGGCUGGCAAAUCUCGGCUCCUCCUUCAAGUCAAAUGCCAAGACGCCGCGAACCCUGGACGACGUGGUUGACGCUUUGACGUUCAAGUUCACAACGGGGGGUAUCAAGAUGAACUUUGGCAAACUCGAUUACUGUAACAGCAGGUACCAAGACGCGCUUCUGGCAAAUCCCAUCCCAGAGCUGGCCGAGGAAGAGGCUCGACUUUUCAAUCAACACUUGAUACAGCCUCUAUUUCAGAGGCUCGACACCAUCACAGGCGGAGACAGCGUCGAGACGCAGAUCCUUCCAAAGGCGUGGCAGACCUCUUUGGAACUCGUCCCGGCUCUGAGAUCUGACGAAGCAAGGGACAAGUACGCACGCGAUGUUUUCACCAACACGCAGGGAGGGCGCUUCAACUCCCCAAGCACCCUCAUUGAGGGAUAUCCCUUUCUCUUUUGGCGCGUGCCAACGGACCUGUACAAGUCUUCCAUAGCCGCCGCUGUCCCGAAUCCAGAGAUCCUAGUCGCGCUGGACGGGGCCAUAGAACGAACAGAGUGCUGGGAAGACCAGGGAGGACACGUCGUGGCGUUUCUCAACGACGCGCUUCGCGACUACAACAUCACCCCCGUCGUCAUGCACAAUGUUUUGCGGCUGGUCGCCACUGGGGCUUGGGACUCGGUUACGCCCACUAGCUCCAAGAUGUUCGCGCUCCUGGGCCGGGACGAGUGGCGCUGCCGCCUCGACGCCCUGAAAGCCCUACUUGGGGAGGCAUCGUGA
Hirsutella rhossiliensis is the source of this 1911-nucleotide messenger RNA. RefSeq names its product tRNA synthetases class I (E and q), catalytic domain-containing protein. The transcript is spliced from 5 exons. Bases 1 to 1911 code for a protein of 636 amino acids. The record is from RefSeq and is a predicted model, not a curated record. Gene Ontology annotation, molecular function: zinc ion binding; ATP binding; glutamate-tRNA ligase activity. NCBI's taxonomy places the organism in Eukaryota, Fungi, Ascomycota, Sordariomycetes, Hypocreales, Ophiocordycipitaceae. Gene Ontology annotation, biological process: glutamyl-tRNA aminoacylation.